Molecule: messenger RNA, 1484 nt
Organism: Benincasa hispida (wax gourd)
Lineage: Eukaryota; Viridiplantae; Streptophyta; Magnoliopsida; Cucurbitales; Cucurbitaceae
Product: peroxisomal adenine nucleotide carrier 1-like
Biological process (GO): peroxisome organization; ADP transport; ATP transport
Cellular component (GO): peroxisomal membrane
Molecular function (GO): ATP transmembrane transporter activity; ADP transmembrane transporter activity
Source: RefSeq, a predicted model, not a curated record
AAGAACUGAAGAAAGCUCAAAAAAAUCUUUACCAUCUUACUCUGUCUUCUCAAUCUCAACCUAACGACGUUUUUCUUCAAAAUUCACAGGUAAUUGAAUUGAAACUCCGCACACAAAUUGGAUUUCACUUUCGUUCAUACAGAGUCCCAUAAAUUCACGAUUCCGAUUCCCAAGAAGAUACAUAUUCAACUGCUGCAUACCAUAUAUAUAUAUAUAUAUAUAUAUAUUCCUUUGUGUCACUUUCAUUCGAUUCCUACCUGCAAUCGGAUCACCAUAGUACUUCCUUCAAUUCCUUGUUGCCGCUUUCAUGAUUUAAUUUCACUCAACACCCAUUCGUCUCUCUCUGCCCUUUUUUCCGGUGGGUGGGAAUUGGGAUGGAUCUGGAAUCUUUGUCGGAGGCAACAUCCGGAGCCAUUGGGUCUCUGGUGAGUACCACUGUUUUAUAUCCUCUUGAUACUUGCAAAACUAAGUAUCAAGCUGAGAAUCAGUCUCAACAUCAGCGGAAGUACAGAAACAUAUCCGAUGUGCUGUGGGAAGCAAUUUCAACUGGUCACGUGGGUUCAUUAUAUCAGGGUCUUGGCACAAAAAACUUCCAGUCCUUUAUUUCAUCGUUCAUCUACUUCUAUGGAUACAGCUUUUUAAAGAGAAUCUACUUGAAGAGAAGUGGGAAUAAAAAGAUUGGAACAAAAGCAAAUCUGAUGGUUGCUGCAGCAGCUGGGGCCUGUACGGUUGUAUUGACACAGCCUUUGGAUACAGCAUCCUCUAGGAUGCAGACAAGCGAGUUUGGGAAGUCCAAAGGACUCUGGAAGACACUCGCGGAGGGUACCUGGAGUGAAGCAUUUGAUGGUCUCGGAAUAUCCCUUCUUUUGACAUCAAACCCAUCUAUUCAGUACACCGUGUUUGAUCAACUGAAACAAAGGUUACUCAGGACUCAACUGACGCAUGAAUCGGGUAUAGAGUCAUCCCCAGAAGCUCUCUCGGCCUUUUUUGCUUUUGCGCUUGGCGCCCUCUCGAAAUGUGUUGCUACAAUCUUGACAUACCCUGCUAUCAGGUGUAAGAUUGUGAUCCAGGCUGCGGAAUCAGAUCAAGAAAGGAACAAGGACAAACAACAGGACGAUAAAAAAACCAUCUCGGGUGCACUUAAUACUAUUUGGAAAAGAGAAGGUUUGCUAGGAUUUUUCAAAGGAUUAGAAGCGCAAAUACUGAAGACUGUGUUGAGUUCUGCAUUACUUUUGAUGAUAAAAGAGAAGGUGGCAAAGACCUCUUGGAUCAUAUUGCUUGCAUUUAGAAAGUAUCUCUUUGUUACCAAUACAAGAUUAAAGGGUGCUUGAGUUUAAGCAUUAGGCUUAAAUUUUUUAGGCGAUAUCUAAGAUUUGAUAUAGUCCCAAUUGGAUUUCUGCAACCUAUGAAGGAAAACAGAGUUUCUUUUUAUUCAGUUUGUUGCAUGGUAUGCUGUAUGAGUUCAAUAACUUUACAUUUAUCUA